Molecule: messenger RNA, 1571 nt
Organism: Leopardus geoffroyi (Geoffroy's cat)
Lineage: Eukaryota; Metazoa; Chordata; Mammalia; Carnivora; Felidae
Product: olfactory receptor 12D2-like
Exons: 1
Coding region: 131-1081 (316 amino acids)
Biological process (GO): G protein-coupled receptor signaling pathway
Cellular component (GO): membrane
Molecular function (GO): olfactory receptor activity; G protein-coupled receptor activity
Source: RefSeq, a predicted model, not a curated record
UGAAACUGUGUAAAACAAUAAUGUUCAACCUCAAGGUACCAUUGUGUGGACAGGAAAAUCCUCAGCUGCAAAGUCUCUGAUUCUCAACAGAGGUACGCUCCAUAGAGUAAUUCGUCCUUUCUCUUAAGCGAUGCUGAAUCAAACCUCAGUCACUGCAUUUCUCCUCCUGGGAGUCACAGACAUCCAAGCACUGCAGCCUUAUCUCUUCGUGGUUUUCCUUGCAAUUUACGUGGUCAGUGUGGUUGGCAAUGGAGCAGUCCUCCUGGUUGUCGUCUCUGAUCCAAGACUCCAUUUACCCAUGUAUUUCUUCCUGGGAAAUCUGUCGUGUCUAGAUAUCUGCUACUCCACGGUGACACUGCCAAAGAUGCUGGAGAACUUCUUCUCUACACACAAGGCAAUUUCCUUCUUGGGAUGCAUAAGCCAGCUUCACUUCUUCCACUUCCUGGGCAGCACGGAGGCCAUGCUGUUGGCCGUGAUGGCCUUUGACCGCUUCGUGGCCAUCUGCAGGCCACUGCAUUACUCUGUCAUCAUGAAUUACCAGCUCUGUACCCAGAUGGCUGUCACGGUCUGGACCAUUGGUUUUUUCCAUGCCCUGUUGCACUCCAUGAUGACCUCUCGCUUGAACUUCUGUGGUUCUCAUCAGAUCCAUCACUUCUUCUGUGAUGUCAAGCCUUUGCUGGAGUUGGCCUGCGGGAACACGGAGCUCAACCGGUGGCUUCUCAACACGGUUACCGGGACCAUUGCCAUGGGCCCCUUCUUCCUAACACUUCUCUCCUACUUCUCCAUAAUCAUCUCUCUUUUCUCCAAGACCCACUCCUGUAGUGCACUCCACAAAGCACUGUCCACGUGUGCCUCUCACUUCAUGGUGGUCAUGGUUUUCUAUGCUCCUGUUGUCUUUACUUACAUAUCUCUUGCCUCAGGCAGCUCCAUGCAGGACCAGGUCGCUGCCAUCAUGUACACUGUGGUCACUCCUAUGCUGAACCCACUGGUCUAUACACUGAGGAACAAGGACGUGAAGGCUGCCUUGAGUAGGGUCUUCAGAAGGAGGGACGACCUGAGCAAAUUCAGAGCACACUUCUAAGAAAGGAACCAACAGGAGAUGAUAAAGUUGGUGUGUGAGGUUAGACUGCUUCUCAGAUCAUGUACAAUAUGUGUAAUAGGUGGAGCUGUCCAAAGAUAAAUGAGAAAGUCCAGCCUGAUUGUGUUAAAUAAAGCAUUCCUAGGUACCAUAAUGGAAACAUGAACCCAUGGGACACCAGCCAUAGAAUCCUAAUGUUCAAUAUGUGUGCAGGAUAUGAGUUCAUAAAAAUGAUUUUUAAUGUAUUUUUAUGGAUUCUCUAAUGACAUCAGGGAUAGAAAUAUGCCUAUAUACUCAUAUAUUAGGUACAUGAAUGCUACUUAUGGCUCUUUGUGUGGCCCAUCUACUUAACAUAUUUUAUGUGAGUAAAAAAAAAAUUCUUAUAUUGUUACAUUUUGAGGAUGAAUUUUGAGCCACAUUUACUGAAUAGGAUAAGAAAUGGUAAUUCUCAGGGGCACCUGGGUGGCUCAGUCGGUUAAGCCUCCAACUUCGG